AUGUUCAGAUCCUGCCUAACCAACGCAUCACAUGCCGUCGCGUCGUCCAGCCGUUCAUCACUGCAUACUUCAGCAGUUCUCAAUGCCCACUUGACGAGCAAACAAGUUCGACAUGAGAAGAUCUCCAAAGUCCAGGCGCGCAUCAAUCGCAAGCUCGCAGUCGAUGCGCAGCGCGAAUAUGCUGUUCUAGGUCACCGCCCAGGUCAGGACCACAAAUGGCGGAGCUGUGCCCUUGCAAAAGCCGUCAUCACGGAAGACGUGCUAUACUCGGAUUCUGUCCCUGAGAUUAUUCACAGUGUCGAAGGCGACAUCGAGCUUCCGUCACAUCUAAGCUUUGGCAUUAAUGAGAGGUCGAAGGAGCUGCUUUUCGAGGUGUUACCCCAACUAUCCGCUCAGAAAGGCGUGACCAAGUUCAGCGAGAACGUGGUUAGCGAAAUGCAGGAAGCGAUGGGGAAGGAAAAUGCCAAAGCGAACAUGUUCGCAAAGGUUGUUGAUUUGCGUAAUGCAAACGCGAAAGGUCUCGCAUUCGAGAAUCGCCGCCGUUGUAUCACGCUGUUUUCUCCGCCGGGCAAUCCAUAUGACACGGGCCGCCCAGAAGUACAAGCUGCCUUGUUAACGAUACAAAUACGUGGGCUAUGGAAGCAUCUUUUGACUUUCCGCAAGGACAUAGAUAACCGCAGGGGCCUUCGUCAGCUUGUGCACGAACGGGCCAAGAUACUCAAGUAUCUGAAGAGACUUGACCGUGACCGAUAUGAGGCUGUCCUUCCUCGACUUGGGCUCGACGCCGCGAGUGUGGAAGGAGAGCUGGUAGUCUGA
Suillus paluster is the source of this 816-nucleotide messenger RNA. RefSeq lists its product as uncharacterized. Gene Ontology annotation, molecular function: structural constituent of ribosome. Gene Ontology annotation, cellular component: ribosome. NCBI's taxonomy places the organism in Eukaryota, Fungi, Basidiomycota, Agaricomycetes, Boletales, Suillaceae. The transcript has 3 exons. The record is from RefSeq and is a predicted model, not a curated record. Bases 1 to 816 code for a protein of 271 amino acids. Gene Ontology annotation, biological process: translation.